Saprolegnia diclina VS20 is the source of this 954-nucleotide messenger RNA. RefSeq lists its product as hypothetical. Gene Ontology annotation, cellular component: membrane; EMC complex. Gene Ontology annotation, biological process: protein folding in endoplasmic reticulum. Bases 43 to 870 code for a protein of 275 amino acids. NCBI's taxonomy places the organism in Eukaryota, Oomycota, Saprolegniomycetes, Saprolegniales, Saprolegniaceae. The transcript has 5 exons. The record is from RefSeq and is a predicted model, not a curated record.
UGUGGACAACAGUCAGCAACAGCGCCGGAAGCAACCAGCAGCAUGGGCGACCUCAUCCUCGACCCGAGCAUUCGCGACUGGGUCAUCGUGCCCAUGAUCGUCCUCUUCGUGUGCUCGGCCAUGAUGCGCAACUACGUCUCGGUCCUCCUCAAGACGGACGAAGCUGGCGAGCUCGAGGAGCUCCGCAAGAUCAACACGGUCAAGCGCGCGGCCAUGCUUCGCAUGAACUGCCAGUACAUCACGCGCAGCGCCUUCUCGAUGCGCAAGUUCUACUUUACGGCCUCGGAGAAGAACGACGGCGUCCAAGGCGCGCUGCGCGAAAAAGUCAAGAACGAUGCGAUGAACCAAAUGAUGAACCCCAACAGCAUGAUGAAGAUGAUGAAGGGCAACAUGACGUUCAUGGUCUCCAACUUUGUUAUGAUGGGCCUCAUGGGCUACUUCUUUGGCGGCUUUGUCCUCGUCAAGGUCCCCUUCUCGCUCACGCAGCGCUUCAAGGCCAUGUUGCAGCGUGGCAUUGAAAUGACGACCUUGGACGUCUCGUAUGUCUCGUCGGUCUCACUCUACUUUCUCAUCAUGUUUGGCAUGAGCGGCUUCAUGUCGCUCAUUCUCGGCAGCGGCAGCAUGAACGACGACGCCCGUGCGAUGCAGAUGCAAAUGGGCAUGGGAGCCGGCGCCGGCCCGGGCUUUGACGCGCCCCGUGUCUACAAGCAAGAGCGCGUCAACCUUCGCUUGCACGCCCACGAGUAUGCGCUCGAGCACGCCGAGAAGAAGCUCCUCGGCGACGACAUCCCCAAGAAAGUCGAGGCGCCAGUGCCCGUCGUCGUUUCGGACGCCGCGGUCUCCAAGCGCCGCCGCCAGCGCCAGCCGUAGACGCAGAUUUGCAUGCGCAUACUAGAAGUCGUUCUCUCUAAGUGUAUUACAGCUUGUACGGUUCCUUGACCUUAUCGAGCAUCG